CACCGAUAGAAUAGCAGCCAACAAACGACCUCUAGAUUAGCCGCUUAACGCGAACUUUGUGACUAAUGGUUGGUUGUAUGUUUUUCUGCCUGCAGUGGCCUCUGCAAACAGCUGAAUGACCAACUUUUAAAGGAUUGAAAAUGAUUGGAUUUGCAUUGAGAAGAGGCAUCAUUUCUGGGCUUCCAGUAUGGAGAUGUCUUCAGCAGCACACAACCAGAGCACCAAACUACACAACACAUGCUCGGCUGCUGUUUCACUCCCAAGCCUCUUCAGUGUUAAUGCCAUCCAGACUAGCUUCCUCCAAAAAGCUGCUGAGCAUCAGGCCCAUCAGCUGGCCUGCCUCACGUCUCUGCCACAGGGAUUCACAAGGCAUUUCCAAGAGAGGAGACACCAAGGAUGGAUUCAGUUUGAGGGCCCUCACCCAGGCUCCUAAACCUGCCCUUUACCUUGGUUUCAGUGGGCUCAUCCCCUUCCUGUCUGCUCCUCUCUUGAUGGCUGCGACACAGUCCUUCUACCCUGAAGUGGCAUAUGCUCAACUGGUGUACGGAGCCUCUAUAGUCUCCUUCCUUGGAGGUGCCCGCUGGGGGUUUGCCAUCCCUGACGGCAGUCCUGCUCGACCUGACUGGAUGAACCUGGGCAACAGUGUGGUGCCGUCACUCCUGGCCUGGCUGGCACUGCUUUGCAAGGACAAUUUUACAGAAGGAGCCAUGGUAGUUAUCAUGGGACUGGGUCUUUCUCUUCACUAUGAUCUGACUCUGCUGCCUGGCUACCCGGCCUGGUUCAAAGCCAUGAGAACUAUCCUCACUCUGGUCGCCACCUUCUCACUGGUGGCUACACUGACACUAAAGAAAUUCUGUGCUGAGAAGAAGAUCAAAGAGCUUCAGAACUGAUCCAAGAGGACAGUUUGUACUUUGAGCCACAUGGACUUAAUAAAAAAUGUACAGUGAACAGAGGAUGUGCAUUAAGUCUGGUUUGUUCUUACAGUA
Molecule: messenger RNA, 986 nt
Organism: Scomber japonicus (chub mackerel)
Lineage: Eukaryota; Metazoa; Chordata; Actinopteri; Scombriformes; Scombridae
Product: transmembrane protein 69-like
Exons: 3
Coding region: 141-890 (249 amino acids)
Source: RefSeq, a predicted model, not a curated record